ACUUUCUUUGCUGUACCUGCGUUGUUAUUGUUGUUGUUUUUUUAAGUAACCGUCAGACAUACCUCAGCAGACGUGCAACCCAGUGGCUUAACUUAGUGUCUUCUGAAUCCAUCAGAAGCAAGGCCAAGUGUUUGACGUGUCUCGAGUGAUAGCAAUAUGACAGCCAGUUAAGUGUGGGGCAUGCGUGUGUCGACAAACCGUGAUCACAGCUGGAUAAAGCAUCGGUGUAAGGAUUAUCUCAUGCCGAAAAGAAGAAGUGAAGUGUCUGAGGUAUUUCUGUUGUGACGUUGAAAGCCUGGGUGAGUAACGUGUUGAUCAUUGUCAUUGUCUCCGUGGUGACACAGUGAGACAUGAGCAGCGAAGAGCCCAAGUCCCCUAAAGCAUCAUCAGGAUCAAAGCCAUCUCCAGUCCCCGGCACCGACACCCAUGACUCCACACAAGACGGCCGACAAGACAGCUGGGAGGUUGUGGAGAGCCUCAGUGAGGGGGUGGGAAAGGCCCAGACACCAGAGAAGCAGGAGGGUGUCUUACUGAAGAGGAGGAAAUGGCCAAUGAAAGGCUGGCACAAGAGAUUCUUCUCACUGGAGAGAGGCAUCUUAACAUACGCCAAAACAGGACCGGAUCUGAAGAGAGGGAAGAUUCGAGGACGAAUCGAUGUGGGUCUGUCCGUCAUGUCCAUAAAGAAAAGAACCAUGUGUAUAGACCUGGACACAGGGGACAGCAUCUAUCACCUAAAGCUGAAGUCCCGGGACCAGUUCGAUGCCUGGGUAACGCAGCUGCGGCACCAUCGUGUGUUCCGUCAGAAUGAGAUUUCCAUGGAUCCCCACGAGGAGGAUGUGCACCCUGACCCCGCCUCCACUAAGAAGCGCUCCACUCAUUCUCGUCAGCCCUCUGCACAGCUGAGGUCAAACUGGCUGCAUCAUUCAGAGGAUAUGGAGAGAUGCUGUAAAGAUCUGUCGGAUUCAGAGUCCUCCCUGUUAGAGUUAAAUCUGUUACUGAAGAACAUGGAGCAUUUACAUCGCACCUUCUCCGCUCCAGCUAUCAACACCCUGCAGGCUGAAGGCUCCAGGAAGGACAAGAAAGGGCAUAAAAGAUGGCGCUCUAAGAACAAUGGCAAAGAUGGCAAAGACACCAAAAACACACUACAGGUGCCAGGCCUAGCGAUGUCUCGUAUGCAUGCGUCCAGCCCAAACCUCAUACCCCCAGAGCAGGGCGGUCUGGAGCCUUACCUGGAGUGUCCAGACUCACCCACCGAUGCUGCCCGACUCCAGGAACAGUUCUGCAAUCUGGCCAGUACCGUUCAUACAAGUCUGCAGUCAGCCUACCGGGCUCUGUCUGCUGAGAGAGACAGAGUCAAACACACACUGGAACUUCAGGGCUCCCAUAUAUCGGAUGUUGCAGACGGACGGCACCCCCUGCUGCAGCAGAUGUCUAAUGACAGUCGAAUGUCCAUCCCUGAGUCUGUGGUGGAGUUCUUCGACGCUAAAGAGUACCUCCUCUCAUCCAGCUCCUCAGAGUAUGAGGGAUCAGAUGAUGAUUCAUACCUGAGUGAUGCCAGUGACAGUGUGUCUGUGGAGUUCUGCAGAAGUGAUUCAGGAACUAACACAAAUAUUGCAAGCAGUCCAGUGGCUGAUGUCAUACAGAGGAGAAAGGUGCUGCCCAGUGAGAGUGUUGGUGGUGGAGUGAAUCUGUGGAGUAUUCUGAGAAAUAACAUUGGUAAAGACCUGUCCAAAGUCACCAUGCCCAUCCAGCUUAAUGAACCACUCAACACACUGCAGAGGCUGUGUGAAGAGAUCGAAUACUGCCACCUACUGGACACCGCAGCCCAAACAGAGGACCCCUGCCUUCGCAUGGUUUAUGUUGCAGCAUUUGCUAUAUCAGCGUAUGCCAGUACUUUCACCAGAGCAGGGGGAAAACCAUUUAACCCAAUCCUGGGAGAAACAUAUGAAUGUGAACGCACAGACAAAGGAUUCCGCUUCAUAUCAGAACAGGUUAGCCAUCACCCACCAGUGUCUGCCUGUCACUGUGAAUCUGACAGCUUCACUCUCUGGCAAGAUGUGCGCUGGAAGAAUAAAUUCUGGGGGAAGUCCAUGGAGAUUGUUCCCAUGGGAACAAUCCAUGUCAUGUUGCCAGAGUUUGGAGAUCAUUAUCAGUGGAAUAAAGUCACCACCUGUAUCCAUAAUGUUCUCAGCGGGGAGCGUUGGAUAGAGCACUAUGGCGAGAUGUCAAUCAAAAACACUGUUGCCACGGGCAACAGCUGCCAGUGCAGAGUCACCUUUCUGAAGACUAGAUCUGGGGGGUUGAAUAUUAAUGAGGUGGAGGGCGUGGUCACUGACUCAGAUGGCCAUGUUGUCCACUCUCUGUUUGGCAAAUGGCAUGAGGCCUUGUACCUGGGAGACCCACCUUCUGCAACCUGCAUCUGGAGAGCAAACCCCAUGCCAGACAACUAUGAGAAGUUCUAUGGAUUCACUCAGUUUGCUGUGGAGCUGAAUGAGCUUGAGGAGAGUUUGAAAGCAUCACUGCCCCCUACAGACACACGCUUCAGACCAGACCAGAGGUUGCUUGAGGAGGGAGAUAUGCAGGGAGCAGAGGAGCAGAAACAGAGGAUAGAGGGACUUCAGCGAGAGAGGAGACGCAUUGUGCAGGAGAACAACCUGACACACACCCCUCGCUUCUUCAAGCAGUCUGCAGAUGACUCAUGGGUCAGUAACGGCACGUACUGGAACCUGAGGAAAGACCCUGGGUUUGACAACCUGGAUUUUCCUGUGCUCUGGUGAUGACAUAGGAACAUUCUACUCUACUAUGGCUCAGACUUUUUCCUGCUUCUGGACUGUCAUCUUUGGGCGGAGCUAUGCAAAUACACAACUCCCUGCUCCCUGUCUGAUCACAAUGGACAGCUGUACUGAUGUAGAUGUGGGUGGAGCUAGGCAAAUGUAUAACAGUCUGCUCCCUGCCUGGUCGUAAUAGACAGCUUAUGUGCCUGUAGGCGGAGCUAUGUAAAUAUAUAAUUGUCUGCUCCUGUCUGGUCAUAAUGGACAGCUGUACUGAUGACAGAAUGUGCCUUAAUGAAUAUGACCUCCAGCAAACCUGCAUAUUAUUCUGCAUGUUAUAAACACUCACUCACACA
Molecule: messenger RNA, 3127 nt
Organism: Chanos chanos (milkfish)
Lineage: Eukaryota; Metazoa; Chordata; Actinopteri; Gonorynchiformes; Chanidae
Gene: osbpl3a
Product: oxysterol binding protein-like 3a
Exons: 22
Coding region: 351-2777 (808 amino acids)
Cellular component (GO): plasma membrane; cytosol; perinuclear endoplasmic reticulum
Molecular function (GO): cholesterol binding
Source: RefSeq, a predicted model, not a curated record